Paramecium sonneborni is the source of this 4979-nucleotide messenger RNA. NCBI's taxonomy places the organism in Eukaryota, Ciliophora, Oligohymenophorea, Peniculida, Parameciidae. The record is from the annotation of a GenBank genome assembly.
AUGACUGAAGAGCAAGGCAAAUAACGAUUUGCAUAUACGGCACCAAAAUAAAUUUUGGAAGAAGCUGCAUAAAUUGGUGAAGACAAUUAAACAAGAAAGUAAAAUUUAGACAAAGUUGAAGAAAAGUUCAAGUAUAAGCAAAAGAACCGCUAGUUGAGUCCAGAAAGAAAAGAUGUGUUCAAUGAUUAAGGAGGUGAGAAUGGGAGAACAUAUGCAGAAAUCAUGAUCUAAUAAGACCUAGAGAAUUCGAGAUCUGAAAUUGAAAAUAAAAUAAAAAAGACCGAGACAUUAAAUAAGGAGGAAAAAAAAUUAGUAAAAUAAUAAGUGAAGGUGGAAUAAAAUGUUGCUUAAUAAAUAAAAUAGGAAAGAUCAGAAUGGGAAUAAGAAAGCAAAGAUGUUACUAAAAAGCCUUAAAAAUGGGAAACCCCAUCAAGAGGUAUUUUUAAAUAGUUCAUAAAUAUUUAGAUGGUCCAUAAUCAUCAGCAAGAGCAUCGAGAUGGGAUAAUACUAAUAAAUUAUAAGCAACUCCAGGUAGAACAGGAACAGUAUUUGGUGAAACACCAACUCCAGGACAUAUGGAAAUUGGAGAUACACCAUAUAAAUAUGGAGAAACUCCAACUCCUAACCGUUCUUACAUAAAAGCUAGAUGGGGAGAGAGAACACCAUUAGGCGGAUAAUCUGGAUUUGGAGGAGGAAUGACACCACAUACACCAGGAACUGUUACGAGAACACCUAUGACACCAGGAUAAUUAGGAAAUAUGACACCUGAUAGAGUAUACUAAUUUAGAUUAGAAAAAGAAAUGGAAGAAAGAAAUAAAUAUAUGACAGAUGAAGAAUUGAAUAGUAUAUUACCAGGUCCUAAAGAUGGUUAUGAAGUAAUCAUACUUUUAUAAAAUAGAUAUUAAAAGCACCUGAAAAUUAUAAACCAUUAAAAUCAUCAUUAAAGAAAUUACUUAAUGCUAAAAAUAGUAUUGAAUCCCCAGUUCAAUAUUAAAUUCCAGAAUCAAUUCGUAUUGAAGUUUCAGCUACACCAUCACAUCCUACUAUUGGAUAAUUACCAGCAAUUAAACCAGAAGAAUAUAAUUUAUUCUCUGCUUUACUUUAACCAAUAAAUGAAGAUGAAUUAACACCCGAAUAAGCAAAAGAAAGAAAAAUCAUGGCUUUGUUAUUAAAAAUUAAGAAUGGAACUCCUUAAAUGAGAAAAUCUGCAUUAAGAUAAAUAACUUAAAGUGCUCGAGAAUUUGGACCUGCUCCAUUAUUCAAUUAGAUUUUACCAUUAUUAAUGUCUCCAACUUUAGAAGAUCAAGAGAGACAUUUAUUGGUUAAAGUUAUUGAUAGAGUGUUAUUUAAAUUAGAUGAUUUGGUUAGACCAUAUGUACAUAAAAUAUUAGUUGUAAUCUAACCAUUGUUAAUUCAUGAAGAUUACUAUGCAAGAGUUGAAGCAAGAGAAAUUAUAUCUAAUUUAGCUAAAGCAGCUGGUUUAGCUACUAUGAUAACUACCAUGAGACCUGAUAUUGAUCAUAAUGAUGAUUACGUAAGAAAUACUACUGNAGGAGGUGAGAAUGGGAGAACAUAUGCAGAAAUCAUGAUCUAAUAAGACCUAGAGAAUUCGAGAUCUGAAAUUGAAAAUAAAAUAAAAAAGACCGAGACAUUAAAUAAGGAGGAAAAAAAAUUAGUAAAAUAAUAAGUGAAGGUGGAAUAAAAUGUUGCUUAAUAAAUAAAAUAGGAAAGAUCAGAAUGGGAAUAAGAAAGCAAAGAUGUUACUAAAAAGCCUUAAAAAUGGGAAACCCCAUCAAGAGGUAUUUUUAAAUAGUUCAUAAAUAUUUAGAUGGUCCAUAAUCAUCAGCAAGAGCAUCGAGAUGGGAUAAUACUAAUAAAUUAUAAGCAACUCCAGGUAGAACAGGAACAGUAUUUGGUGAAACACCAACUCCAGGACAUAUGGAAAUUGGAGAUACACCAUAUAAAUAUGGAGAAACUCCAACUCCUAACCGUUCUUACAUAAAAGCUAGAUGGGGAGAGAGAACACCAUUAGGCGGAUAAUCUGGAUUUGGAGGAGGAAUGACACCACAUACACCAGGAACUGUUACGAGAACACCUAUGACACCAGGAUAAUUAGGAAAUAUGACACCUGAUAGAGUAUACUAAUUUAGAUUAGAAAAAGAAAUGGAAGAAAGAAAUAAAUAUAUGACAGAUGAAGAAUUGAAUAGUAUAUUACCAGGUCCUAAAGAUGGUUAUGAAGUAAUCAUACUUUUAUAAAAUAGAUAUUAAAAGCACCUGAAAAUUAUAAACCAUUAAAAUCAUCAUUAAAGAAAUUACUUAAUGCUAAAAAUAGUAUUGAAUCCCCAGUUCAAUAUUAAAUUCCAGAAUCUAUUCGUAUUGAAGUUUCAGCUACACCAUCACAUCCUACAAUAGGUUAAUUACCAGCAAUUAAACCAGAAGAAUAUAAUUUAUUCUCUGCUUUACUUUAACCAAUAAAUGAAGAUGAAUUAACACCUGAAUAAGCAAAAGAAAGAAAAAUCAUGGCUUUGUUAUUAAAAAUUAAGAAUGGAACUCCUUAAAUGAGAAAAUCUGCAUUAAGAUAAAUAACUUAAAGUGCUCGAGAAUUUGGACCUGCUCCAUUAUUCAAUUAGAUUUUACCAUUAUUAAUGUCUCCAACUUUAGAAGAUCAAGAGAGACAUUUAUUGGUUAAAGUUAUUGAUAGAGUGUUAUUUAAAUUAGAUGAUUUGGUUAGACCAUAUGUACAUAAAAUAUUAGUUGUAAUCUAACCAUUGUUAAUUCAUGAAGAUUACUAUGCAAGAGUUGAAGCAAGAGAAAUAAUAUCUAAUUUAGCUAAAGCAGCUGGUUUAGCUACUAUGAUAACUACCAUGAGACCUGAUAUUGAUCAUAAUGAUGAUUAUGUAAGAAAUACUACUGCCAGAGCAUUUGCUAUCGUAGCUUCAGCCUUAGGUAUACCAGCAUUAUUGCCAUUCUUAAAAGCUGUUUGUUAAAGUAGAAAAAGCUGGUAGGCUAGACAUACUGGUAUUAAAAUAGUACAAUAAAUCAGUAUUUUUAUGGGUUGUGCUAUUUUACCUCAUCUCAAAUCGCUUGUCGAAAUUAUAUAACAUGGAUUAAAAGACGAAUAAUAAAAAGUAAAAACAAUUACAGCUUUAGCAUUAGCUGCUUUGGCGGAAGCCUCUUUUCCAUAUGGUAUUGAAGCAUUUGAUAAUGUGCUUAUUCCUUUGUGGGAAGGCAUAAAAACACAUAAGGGUAAAGGAUUAGCAGCAUUUCUAAAAGCGAUAGGAUUCAUCAUUCCAUUAAUGGAUGUAGAACAUGCAACAGAGUAUGUUAAAGCAAUAGUUCCUAUAUUGAAAAAUUAAUUUGAAAUAUAGGAAGAAGAAAUGAAGAAAAUUGUAUUAAUGGUAAUAAAAUAAUGCAUAUAAUGUGCAGGUAUAGAGGCUGUUUAUGUAAGAGAUCAAAUAAUGCCUGAAUUUUUCAAAUAUUAUUGGAGUAAAAGAACAGCAACAGAUAGAAGAAAUUAUAGAUAGAUGGUCGAAACUACAUGUGAAAUAGCUGCUAAAGUAGGAGCAGCAGAAAUUUUAGAAAGAAUAGUAGGAGAUUUAAAAGAUGAAAAUGAAUCAUUCAGAAAAAUGGUAGUUGAAACAAUAGAAAAAUUUAUAAAUUAACUUGGAGUUUCAGAUAUAGAUUAAAAAUUAGAAAAUAGAUUAAUGGAUGGUGUAUUAUGGGCAUUCAAUGAAUAAUAGAGUGAAGAUACAUAAACAAUGCUUAGUGGAUUUGGAUCUAUUAUUAAUGCAUUCGGUAGUAGAUCAAAACCAUAUUUCAGUUAAUUAGGAGGUGUUUUAUAAUGGAGAUUAUCAAAUAAAUCUCCAAGAGUUAGAUAAUAAGCAGCUGAUUUAAUUGGUAAAAUAGCAGUUUGUAUGAAAAAUUGUUAAGAAGAAGCUAGAUUAGGAAGAUUAGGCUAAUUAUUAUUUGAAUGUUUAGGUGAAGAAUAUCCAGAAGUUUUAGGAUCUAUAUUAGGAGGAUUAAAGGCAAUAGUAAAUGUAAUAGGAAUGAAUAAAAUGUCCCCUCCUAUUAAAGAUUUAUUACCAAGAUUAACACCAAUUUUAAAAAAUAGACAUGAAAAAGUUUAAGAAAAUUGUAUUGAUUUAGUUGGUAGAAUAGCAGAUAGAGGACCAGAACAUGUUUCUCCAAAAGAAUGGAUUAGAAUAUGUUUUGAUUUAUUAGAUUUAUUAAAAGCACAUAAAAAAGGUAUAAGAAGAGCUACUAUUAAUACAUUUGGUUAUAUAGCAAAGGCUAUUGGACCUUAAGAUGUUUUAUCUACUCUUUUAAAUAAUCUAAAAGUAUAAGAAAGAUAACUUCGUGUUUGUACAACAGUAGCAAUUGCAAUAGUAGCAGAAACAUGUGGUCCAUUUACUGUAUUACCUGCUUUAAUGAAUGAAUAUAGAGUUAGAGAACUCAAUGUUUAAAAUGGUGUUUUAAAAUCAUUAUCUUUUAUGUUCGAAUACAUAGGUCCAACAGCAUAUUCUUAUAUUAAUUCAGUUAUACCAUUAUUAAUUGAUGCUUUGACUGAUAGAGAUCUUGUUCAUAGAUAAACUGCUUCUUCUGCUGUCAAACAUUUAGCUCUUGGUGUUUAAUGUUUAGGAUGCGAAGAAUAACUUAUGCAUUUACUUAACCAUGUUUGGCCAAAUAUUUUUGAAACUUCACCACAUGUUAUUAAUGCUGUAAUGGAAGCUAUUGAAGGUAUGAGAGUUAGUCUUGGACCUGGAAAUAUUUUACUUUAUGCUUUAUAAGGACUUUAUCAUCCUGCAAGAAGAGUAUAAUUUAUUUUUUUAUAUUAUUAGGUGAGAUUGAUAUAUUGGAGAAUUUACAAUAUGAUUUAUGUUGGCAGUUCUGAUGCUUGUGUUGCAUUCUAUCCAACUUUUCCUAAUGACCAGUAUAAUUCUUAUGAAAAAUACGAAUUAAAUUUAACAUUAUGAGUGUUC